Molecule: messenger RNA, 1229 nt
Organism: Cheilinus undulatus (humphead wrasse)
Lineage: Eukaryota; Metazoa; Chordata; Actinopteri; Labriformes; Labridae
Exons: 4
Coding region: 142-1086 (314 amino acids)
Source: RefSeq, a predicted model, not a curated record
CCAGCUUGACGAGCUCACUGAGCAUGUGCAGCAGAUAUAAGAAGACAGCAUGCAGCUCAGGUACGGCACACAGCUUCUGUUACAGCUUCUAUCAACGAGUUUCCCUGCUGGAGCUGGACUGUGGGCUUCUGUUGACUCUUCAUGAUGGGUUUCCUCAGUGUUUCUUGGAUCUGCUUCCUGGUUUUUGGUGCUGGAGCUGCUCUCCCUCUGACUGAAGGUGACUCUGCCUGGCGCUCCAGUGGAGCCUCUCCUCGCUCUGGUUUCUCUGCGGUCCAGCAGCCUGCAGCAGCCCCACAACAGGCCCCCUCUAGUUCUGGAGCUCCCAGUCUCAGAUACCAGCCCAGUUCUGGAUCCAGCUCUGGAGGGCCCCUCAGACGUCCUGUGAGUUCAGGUUUCCCCGGUCAUGGUGUGAGGUUGUCCCAUCCUGGUGUUGGUGCAGCUGGGAGCUCCAGUGUGGGAGCCUACAGACCCAUCAGCUCUAGUUCUGCACAGCCUACUGGAGGUGCCAGCGUGGGUCUGAACCCUGCAGCCCACAGAUUCAACAUCCCCAGCUUUGCACAGCCCUCUCUGACCUCCAGCGUGGGUGUGAACCUUGACCCCUACAGCCCCAUUGUUUCUGCUGGAGACUCGGCUGCACCCUCCAGCUUGGACCGGCCCGUUCAGGCUGCUCCUGCAUCGUCCGGCCUGGAGUUUCCUGUUUACUACUUCGUGGCUCCCCCCAGCUCCAGUUUCCAUGAAGAUGAAACCCCACUGUCCUGGCCCCAGCAUCCUGCAGGAUUCUCCUUCAGCCCCAGCGGCUGGAUGCCGUCUCGUUCUUUCCCCGUCCUCGGCGUCUGGAGCUCUGAGGACGUCUCUGCUAAAGGGGUGAAGCAGGAGGCCGAGAGCGAGGAGGUGUCCCUGGUGCCGUCUUCGUCCUACAUCGUCCAGUCCAGAAACGGCUACCUGAGAGCCAGAGAAGCAGUGGCUCACCUGAGCUACGUCCCAGAGCAGGGUGAACCACAGGUGAUCUACUACGAGGUGGUCCAGAGGCCAGAGCAGCCUGCAGCUGCACCCAAGGCUCCAGUCAAAGGAGGGAAGAAACCCUGAGGAGGUAAACCCCUCUGAUGGUACAACUUUAUUAAAAACCAGGGGUUUAUCAUGGCUGACCUUACCUUUGUCUCUGCAGGUUGAACUACUGCUGACAAACGUCACUCUGGUGUUAAAAAUGCUAAUAAACAUUUUAAAAGCUA